GCACUCUAUCCUCUUCAUCUCUACUUGGGAAAAAAAUUUCAUCAGAAGAUUUCACGCUGGUGUUGAUUGCUAACUUUAUCUUCAUGUUCUCUAUCUUUAUUCUAUAGUGAUGAUUCCAUCAUGAUGUUGUCUGGUGUUUCAGGUUGAAUUUCCCUAAACCGAUAGGACACACUUGAUUAAUCCCCAUCUUAUUGCGAGUAGCUAUGCAACCAAUUGGGGCAAAAGACCCUCAACUCCGUGAGAGCAACAGCCAGAAGGUCCACCCGCAGCCGAUGGAAGAAGCAACGAAUCAAAAACCAGAGGCAGUAGAUGCUCUAAUUUCCAAGAUUUUCACGAAUAUCUCCUCGCUCAAGUCGGCUUACAUCGAACUUCAAUCCGCUCACACUCCUUAUGACCCGGAUAAAAUUCAAACCGCUGAUAAGCUUGUGAUCUCGGAGCUGAAGAUGCUGUCUGAGCUCAAGCACUUCUACCGGGAGCACAACCCCAAGCCAGUAUGUGUUUCUCCUCAGGACUCCCGGUUAGCUGCGGAGAUUCAAGAACAGCAGAGUUUGUUGAAAACGUACGAGGUCAUGGUAAAGAAAUUUCAAUCUGAGAUACAGAACAAAGAUUCCGAGAUUCUUCAGUUGCAGCAGCAGAUCCAAGAGGCAACUCAGAAGCGGGUUAAGCUGGAGAAAAACCUAAAGCUGAGAGGCUUAUCAGCCAAAGAAUCUGAAGGCACGAGCUCCGAAAAUAGAUUCUUCUCGGUGGACCUAACGCCUGAUCUUUUCAGGUCUGCCGUGGAAGCUGCCUAUCGAGCUAUUCAUGAUUUUUCCAAGCCAGUAAUCAACAUGAUGAAAGCAGCUGGAUGGGAUCUUGAUGCCGCAGCAAACUCCAUCGAGCCAGAUGUAGUCUAUGCAAAGCGAGCUCACAAGAAAUAUGCAUUCGAAUCAAGUAUUUGCCACCGAAUGUUCGGUGGGUUUCAGGAAGAAUGCUUUUCUGUGAAACCCGAGGAUCCCGGAGUCACAAACGAAAGUUUCUUCCACCAAUAUCUUGCAUUAAGGGAAAUGGAUCCACUGGACGCUGUAGGCCAAAGUCCAGAUUCCCUUCUCGGGAAAUUUUGCCGAACCAAAUACCUUGCAGUGCUUCAUCCAAAGAUGGAGGCCUCAUUUUUCGGGAACUUGGAUCAGCGAAACUUUAUAAUCGGGGGUGGGCACCCAAGAACAGCUUUCUAUCAGGCUUUUCUAAAGCUAGCCAAGUCCAUCUGGCUCUUGCAUAGGCUCGCAUAUUCGUUCAAUCCUCCCGUAAAGGUUUUCCAGGUCAAGAAAGGAAGCGAGUUCUCGGAAGUGUACAUGGAUAGCGUCGUGAAAGACCUCAUCAUUGAAGAGAGUGAGCAGAAACCAAAAGUCGGCCUGAUGGUAAUGCCCGGUUUCUACAUCGGGGGAAGCGUCAUCCAGUGCCAAGUCUACUUAACAGGUAUGAAAGUUGCUGAAUGAUUCUUGUCUUUUAUGAAUGAAUAUAUCCUGUAAUUUAUAUGUAUCCUGUGUGAUGAGAUUAUGAAUUUGUUACUAUCCAUCUGAGAACUGUAACAGUCAUGAUCUUUGUAGUUACAAUUUGUCAAUUGCACCCCUUUUUUUUAAUUCCAACCUCCCUUUUUUUUUUU
Molecule: messenger RNA, 1639 nt
Organism: Ipomoea triloba (trilobed morning glory)
Lineage: Eukaryota; Viridiplantae; Streptophyta; Magnoliopsida; Solanales; Convolvulaceae
Product: protein GRAVITROPIC IN THE LIGHT 1-like
Exons: 2
Coding region: 204-1472 (422 amino acids)
Biological process (GO): response to red or far red light; negative gravitropism
Source: RefSeq, a predicted model, not a curated record